This is a messenger RNA of Geodia barretti, 428 nucleotides long. NCBI's taxonomy places the organism in Eukaryota, Metazoa, Porifera, Demospongiae, Tetractinellida, Geodiidae. The record is from the annotation of a GenBank genome assembly.
GUAGUUCUGACUAGAGAAAGCCAUGGCGGCUGGUAGGACACUCUAAACAAGAACAUUAACAUUCACACAAUACUAAAAACGGUUACAUAAAAAAAUGCCCAUUUUUAAACCAUUAAAACAAUCAUUCACGUAAUAGCAGUCCAUGUGAGGCAAACCUAUUCUACUUGUUUGGCCGAACCCGACCUGUAAGGGGCAGCUCUGUGACCGGCCAGGUGCCAUCGAGGAUGGCGGCGCUGGGCACGGUGUUAGUGCGUCUCGGCUCCAGGUGCCAGGCUGAGUGGCAGAGCUGGGAGCGAGGGGAAUGCCUAAGGCCGGCCAGGUGCCGAGUGUUGGCAGAGCUGGGCACGGCGAAAAUGCGUCUCGUUCCAGGUGACAGUCUGGGUGCCACUCUGGAGACGAGGAGGGAGUGCGUCUCGUUCCAGGUGACA